Panicum virgatum (switchgrass) is the source of this 1680-nucleotide messenger RNA. RefSeq lists its product as uncharacterized. The transcript has 2 exons. The record is from RefSeq and is a predicted model, not a curated record. The coding region runs from base 362 to 1621 and encodes 419 amino acids. Lineage: Eukaryota; Viridiplantae; Streptophyta; Magnoliopsida; Poales; Poaceae.
CUUGCGUCCAAUCGCAGUUUUACUGGAGUUCGCUUCCGUCCUUAUCCCUUGCUACAGUAGAGUCAAGGCGACAAGGGCGACCAGGAGGCGAAGAGAGUUCCCGGCGGCGAUUUCGCCGGCUCCUCUCCUCUCCGGCGGCCGGUCCGGCGCCGGAGAGGAAGAAGAACCGGGAAAUCGACGCGCGGGUGUAUAUAGGGUAGUUUGGUCUAUAGCUAUGCCUAGGGUUUACUAGCCGGCGGGUACGGCGGCGGAGCUUCAUGAUCCGGGGAGGGUCGGUGCUUCGCCGGCCUUUCGCCGGCAAAUAAGUGGAAGAUCUUACUUUUGCUGGGAGUUGGGCGUCGGCGCUGUUGUCCAGGCUUGGAUGGCGGAGGCGGCGCCGGAUCUUCUACAGCUGGUGUUCCUCUCGCGGACUGCUACUGCUGGCAGUUCGGCGGGGUGGAUUUUGAUCCUCGGGAGGACCUCAGGUGAGGUUUCUUGCCUGGGCUCGUCUGUGAGGUGGGUUCUGGUCCUCUCUUUUGGGAAGGGGAAGGAUCUGUUCCGGGUCGGUGUUGAUGUCGCCGGCCGCGGAUCUUGUCUGAGGAGGCCUCUCUGCAAGAGUUCUGGGUGUUCGUUCAGUGCUUCUUUGAUCUGUGCGCGGGAGUUUCUGGGUUUGUUGGUUGGUGGUGGUGUGCGGACCAAAUCGGAGGGACCGAUUGCUGAUGGCCUCUUCUCGAGUACCUCUCGCAGCUCACCAAGGUGUUGGGUUCGUCUCUCGGUUUGGUUUGGGAAGUUAGGCUGCUUGAAAUUCCUGUGCGCAGAACGAAGUUCACGGGAACGGCUUCGGUUCUCUGUCCAGAGGUGGUUCUCCUUUGCCUUUGCCGGGCUGCUGCUGGCAGUCGCGGAUCCUUUCUGGGUCACUGAUUUCGUCGGUGGCGCCGGAUUUUUCCUCUUCCAAUACUGUGACGAAGACGGCCGAUGCGCGCCAAGUGAAGGAUGUCCUGCGGCUCAAAUAGCCAGAGGUCUCGUCGAGUGUUGGUGGAGUUCUCUCAGCUGUGGUGCCUCUUCAACCGCCUCUAUGGUCGCUCUGGGGAUGGUGGUGAAGGAGGGGAGGCGGACCACGUCGCCGGUGGCGGGGUUCAGGAGCUCGAUGUCGAACCCGGCGUCCAGGGUCACGAGCCAGUCGUCCUUGGCGCCGACCCACCACCUGUUCUGGAGCCCCUUGGCCUCGGCGUGGAAGGAUUUGCCGGAGGACACGUCGUUCAGGGCGAAGGUGGCCGCCCUGUCGCCGUCCACGGCGGACGUGAGCAGCGUGGGGGCGCCCGACCGCAAGCGAUGGGGAGUGCCCUCGCACGCGGCGGCCCAGGGCUUGCAGACGGACGGGAAGCGGAGGGCGCUGAAGGCGUCGAGGCGGUCCACGAUGUGGCCGCACAGCUCCAGCAGGAGGUCGGCCCAUGGGGCGCCGGCCGUGUCGAUCGAGGUCGACUGCCGCAUCGUCGAGAACUCGGAGAUGUCCGCUGGCUGCCAUCGCGAUGAGGACGUGACUUGUCAUCAGAAUGUGGUGACCAUGAACCCAAAUCCUCUUCGGAUUACUACUAGCAAUAAAAUUGGACACGUACACGUCCGGAGAGUCCCGUACAACUAACUGUACAGGUGAGAUUCGUACUAUAUAUUACUGUAACAGAACCGCCAAAUUAAAACUCU